Molecule: messenger RNA, 2433 nt
Organism: Brachypodium distachyon (stiff brome)
Lineage: Eukaryota; Viridiplantae; Streptophyta; Magnoliopsida; Poales; Poaceae
Product: zinc finger CCCH domain-containing protein 35
Exons: 1
Coding region: 567-1721 (384 amino acids)
Molecular function (GO): metal ion binding
Source: RefSeq, a predicted model, not a curated record
GCGUUGCCAUUACACAAGGAUCUACUACUGCUCGUGGCUCCACGCUGCAGGUCGCAGCGGCGAAUAUUACUAUUCGCUUGGGGGCCCCCAUCCCAGCCCAUCCCCGGGAGGCCGGGAGCCACGACGUGUCCUGGAGCCGGCGCACCCCAGCUUCCACCUCGCCGUGCGCCCAUGCGCUUGUCCCGGCACGGCCCUGUUCCCUCGCUCCACGCGUUCCCUCGCCUAUCCGGCUUAGCUCCACGUCGCACAAGCACCUGGUCCCACAGAAAUAGCCGACCCCACGUGUCAGCCCUGCUUCCCCGAGCAGCUGCCUGCCUGCCGGCAAAGCAAGGCCACCGAGACAGACCAUGGUUAAGUUUAACCCCGGCUGCAACCUGAUCGGUUUAUAUAAACCAGAUCCACGCUUCGCUUCCUCUUCCCCGCCCACGGUUGAGCAAGAGCAACCGCAACAGUCCCUCCUCCCAGAGUUGACGACGACACCGUCCGAUCGAGAAAGAGAAACUGAAGAAGGCGACGCGAGAGCCGAGAGGGGCCAACGGUGAGCAGCAGCUCUAGCUAGCCUAGCCAUGAUGAUGAUGGGAGAGGGAUCCGCGCACGCGCCGCCGUGGCAGCGCACGGCUCCGUCCUCGGGAGACGGUGGCUGCGCGGCGGACGGCGUGGCGGCGCCGUACUACGCUCUGUCCGCCUUGCGGCAUUACCUGCCGUGGAACGAGCCGUCGGGAGACGCCCAGGACGAAGAAGAGGACGCCGUGGCAUCGGCGGACGCGUACGCGUGCGACGAGUUCCGCAUGUACGAGUUCAAGGUGCGGCGGUGCACGCGCGGGCGGAGCCACGACUGGACGGACUGCCCGUUCGCGCACCCGGGGGAGAAAGCCCGCCGCCGUGACCCGCGGCGGUACUGCUACUCGGGCGCGGCGUGCCCGGACUUCCGCAAGGGCGGCGCGUGCAAGCGCGGGGACGCCUGCGAGCACGCCCACGGGGUGUUCGAGUGCUGGCUCCACCCGGCCCGCUACCGCACGCAGCCCUGCAAGGACGGCACCGCCUGCCGCCGCCGCGUCUGCUUCUUCGCCCACACCCCCGAACAGCUCCGCUCCCCGCCCUGCAGCCCCAGGGCCGCCGCCGUCAGCUCCUCGUCGCCUGCGCUCGCCGACUCCUACGACGGCUCGCCGCUCCGGCGCCAGGCGUUCGAGAGCUGCUACCUUGGCGGCAACGGCAGCGGCAAGAGCCACCUCGUGCAGCUAUCCUCCUCACCCACCAGCACGCUGCUCUCGCCGCCCAGGUCGCCGCCCUCCGACUCUUAUUCCCCGCCAAUGUCCCCGAACGACGUGCUCGCCUCACUCCGGCAGCUGCGUCUCGGGGCCCCCCAGAGCUCCCCGAGGUCCGCUGGCUCUUUCCUGGCCGCCGCCGGCUACUCGUCCGCUUUCGGGUCCCCCAAAUCCCCGGCGGCGGGGAUCUACAGCCUGCCGUCCACCCCGACCAGGCCUUCUUCCCUGGUGACGGUGAACACCCCGUCCGGCGCCACCGUGACCGUGGAGCCCAUCGACCUCGGCCUCAUCGUGGAGGAGGAGCCGCCCGUGGAGAGGGUGGAGUCGGGGAGAGCCCUCCGCGCCAAGGUGUUCGAGAGGCUCAGCAAAGAAGCCACCGUCUGUAACGACACCAUGGAAGAUGUUCUGGCCGCGGCAGCUCCUGACGUCGGUUGGGUCUCCGAUCUCAUCAAUUGAGCAGCCACGAUGACAAAACGUGGUCAGGUACUUAAAUUUGCAUCAGGUCAGUCACUGGCCAAGUGAUAAUUUUGUGAAGAUUGUUAACAGCGGUGGUUCUUGUGAAUAGUACCCAUGGUUUCCCUACUACUCCAUACUAGUCAAGUUGAAGCCAGGAGGAGGGCAAAAGGAAAUGAUCCCCCAAAACUACUUUCUUUCACUUGUUGUAAAUAGUGUUGCGAACUCUGUUUUAUUAUUCUGAGGGGAGGGAGGUCAGGAAAGAGGUGGUUCAUUUCAUUUUGGUUUUGAGAAUCAGAGCAUGUCAGUGUGACAUGGACGAGGCAGAAGAGAUGAGAGCAUGGUUGUGUUACAUGUAAGUAUUGUGUGUACGGGCUUUCGGAGUUUGGGGCCUUGGGCGUGUAGAGAUGAAGCAUGCACGCGGAGGUGGUGACGAACAAGGUGACAGCACUCUGCACCGGCGUCUAAUUUCUGUGAUUCCAGAACGUCUUCAAGUUGAUGUUACUAUUUACUUAUUGUUAGUCGCGCGUUUGUCGCAAUCCAUCACUGCUGCCGAUGAUUCAGCGUCUCAAUUAAGAUCCACGACAUAUUUGUUAUUCCACUGUAUUUUGCCUUUCCUAUUGAUCGAGCUUAUGAAAAGCAUGUAUCUUAAUUGUAGCACUACUAUUUUCAGUACUAAGAAAGCUGCUUUCAUAAUAAACUCCUUGUUCCUAAA